CCCCUCCUGGAUCCUCCAGAUCUCUCUGGCGGCCUGUCUGGCAAUCGAUACUGGACGCUGGGCGGCGACACCGUCACGUUUCCUACCGGGCAACUGGCAACUACCCUGACCACUCCACCAUCUGUGGAAGCGGGCGAUUUUUUCCAACCCUUAACCUUUACUCGAGAUAACUCCGUCACGCUGGCGGCCCUAGCAAUCCCUCCCUCUGGCAUGGGGACGGCGCUCGAUGCGCUGAACACCCCGCAGCCGCCACUGAACACGCGCAGACCUGCCGCUUCGUCUCUUCCCAACUUUGAACUUCCGCCGCCAAACUUCCAUAUUGGAACGACCGGGUUGAGAUUGCCUACGCAUCCAUCGAAUCCUCAGCAUCCCCCCACCAAUCCCAGCGUCAGCAACCUUCUCACGCCGCCAGCAUCCACGCAAUCGGUUGAUACUCCGGCUCCGACGAGCGCAUCUACGGUACCUGCCACGGCGACAGCGACGACCGCCACAGCGGCGGCCACCACCGUCUCCGCGUCUCCGGAUCUGGUUUCGUCCUAUGCGCCGAGCUACUGGCAAAGCCAGAGCUCCUACGGAACCGCUUCAUCCACACCACGGCAAUCGUGGAACAAUCCCGCUUCUUACACGACUCGAGACACCUUCUCCCCAUCCUUGAAUCCUCUGAGCCGAAAUCCCGCAACCUCACCCCCUGGCAGCGACGGCAUCUCUCCAUCGUACGAUAUGAAUCAGCUCCCUCCGUUUCAGCAACCGCUCUCAGUCCCCUCCGUCGCCAGCAUUCCCGCAAACCCGAACCAUCAGCACACGCAUCACCCGCAUCACCACGCCAUGGCGCAUGCGAUGCUCACGGCCCAGAAUGCGUUACCUAACCCGGCCUCUGCGCCGCCUCCUCUUCCGUUCAACGAUCCGUACAUGGCCAAAUCCUCGUCCGCCCCGGCAUACGGCGGGCUUCAACAGCUAGCCAGUCCUCCAGCGGGAUAUCCACCCUAUGCCGGACAACCGGGAAUGGGAAUCCAUCCGCCAGGACGAGUGGCUUCGAAUCCGCAUCCUUCUCCCCAUCACCCUCUGGGCUACCACCCGCGACAGCCUUGGCCAUCGUAUUCGCUUCCCGCCAUGAACGGACCCGUGAUGACCAAUGUCCAUAACCCGGGAAGUCAGAUGUCGCUUUUGGGCGGUCUCCAACCGGGCAUUCUACCGGGAUUCAACAGUGGUCAUCUGGCCAGCAUGCAGCAAAUGUACGGAGGACAUCCACCGCACCCCGGACAUGCGCCAGGGCCCACCAACGACCGGCCAUUCAAAUGUGACGAGUGCCCUCAAAGCUUCAACCGCAACCAUGAUCUGAAACGACAUAAACGGAUUCAUCUGGCGGUGAAGCCGUUCCCGUGCACCCAUUGCGACAAGAGCUUCUCCCGCAAGGAUGCACUGAAGCGACACAUUCUGGUCAAAGGCUGCGGAAAGGAGGGAGCCACCGACACGAGCUCUGCGAAGCAAGAACGGAGCACCGUCAAAGAGGAAGAACGAGAUUUGGAGUCCAACGGUCACACCUGA
Messenger RNA from Aspergillus steynii IBT 23096, 1545 nucleotides. Its product is annotated as putative C2H2 finger domain protein. The transcript is spliced from 2 exons. Gene Ontology annotation, cellular component: nucleus. The record is from RefSeq and is a predicted model, not a curated record. Gene Ontology annotation, biological process: regulation of transcription by RNA polymerase II. Gene Ontology annotation, molecular function: DNA-binding transcription activator activity, RNA polymerase II-specific; RNA polymerase II cis-regulatory region sequence-specific DNA binding. NCBI's taxonomy places the organism in Eukaryota, Fungi, Ascomycota, Eurotiomycetes, Eurotiales, Aspergillaceae. The annotation marks the transcript as partial.